Messenger RNA from Polistes canadensis, 642 nucleotides. RefSeq names its product small integral membrane protein 4. The transcript has a single exon. The record is from RefSeq and is a predicted model, not a curated record. The coding region runs from base 111 to 341 and encodes 76 amino acids. NCBI's taxonomy places the organism in Eukaryota, Metazoa, Arthropoda, Insecta, Hymenoptera, Vespidae.
UUUAACAAUGUCAAUAAUUCGUCUGAUGCAAGAAUGCGCACGCACAGCAUUCAAUAUGGCUGCUAAACAAGAAUAUUUCUGCAGUGUAUUGUAAGAUAUUCAACGUACUGAUGUCCAAAUAUCACAAAAUAAUAAGAAAAUAUCUGAAAAAGUGGCCUGGGGAAAAAACUUUUGGUAUUUAUCGUUUCCUACCAUUAUUUUUCGUUACUGGUGCAUUAUUAGAAUAUUGUAUGAUCAACUGGCAUGUUGGCGAGGUUAACUUUUAUAAAGUAUAUAAAAAACGACUUGUCCAAGAGAUAGUUAAAGAUAAUUUGCGUAACGCUGCAAGAGACAAUGUCUAAGUACUAAAAGUUACUAAGAAUACUUGAUAUUCUUUCAAAGAACCGUCAAAUAUUAAAAGAUAUGUCUUGGUCAUUCAUUAAAUUUAGUAUCAUAUCAAUGUUAACUAUGCUUGCUGGAGCACAAACUGUCCACCAUAUAUACCAACCUCUAUCCGAUGUGGAUAAGCUGGUAGCUGAAGAAUUAAAACAAUGGAAAGCUAACAAAUAAUUGAUAUAAUUUAUAAUAAUAUCAAAUAUAUAUAUAUAUGUGCAUUAUACAAAGAGAGAUGCAUAAUAGAGAAUAAAUUAUAUUCAGCAGAAA